AUGGGCGAAGAACCAUGGUAUCUACUCAAACGAUUUCUCGGAGGUGUGACAUGGGCCAUAUUAGUAGCACGAACAUGUCAAUUGUAUCCCAACGCUUCACCCUCCAAAUUGCUUCUUAAAUUCUUUCUAGUAUUCGUUACAUGGGAAUGGCCCCUUCCUGUUGUUCUGAAAGACAUGGAUACUAGUUGUCGGCCUGAUAUUGGAAAUCUCCAAGAAUUAGUAUGGGAUCCUCGAAUUCGCGGAUCCGAUAGGUUCCAUCUCAUGCCCAUUCUCACCCCCGCUUUCCCUGAGCAGAAUUCCACAUUCAACGUAACGAAUUCAACAAGAAGCAUAAUGAUUAAUGAGAUGAAAGAAGGGCUUGAAAUCAUGAAGGAUAUUUAUGAAGGUCGUGCAGAAUGGUCUAAGCUUUUCGAAGAAGUGAAUUUCUUCACGAGAUACAAACACUUCAUUUCUCUCACCUGUGCGGCACGAUCGGAAGAAGAUCACUUGAUAUUCUGCGGUUUUGUUGAAUCGAAAAUUCGACACUUGAUUGGAGCUCUCGAACGGAAUCAAGGCAUUUCAUUAGCGCAUAUCAAUCCUCGGCAAUACAAACCGCUACCUAUAUGA
Molecule: messenger RNA, 606 nt
Organism: Cooperia oncophora
Lineage: Eukaryota; Metazoa; Nematoda; Chromadorea; Rhabditida; Trichostrongylidae
Source: the annotation of a GenBank genome assembly